This is a messenger RNA of Monopterus albus (swamp eel), 2458 nucleotides long. Its product is annotated as piggyBac transposable element-derived protein 4-like. The transcript has 2 exons. Bases 1060 to 2445 code for a protein of 461 amino acids. The record is from RefSeq and is a predicted model, not a curated record. Lineage: Eukaryota; Metazoa; Chordata; Actinopteri; Synbranchiformes; Synbranchidae.
AAAGGCACAGCCGGUCACAGGUUGGUAAUUCCUAUGCAAAGAGACAGUAACUAUAGCUCAUCACGAGUUGCAGAGAAUGGUUUCACCUGGCGCAAUCAGUAAGGUACAUGCAAUUUGCAUCUGCAUGGUCACCUCUUCAGCCCUCUGCCACAACAACAGAGUAAUUACAGCUCAUCACGAGUUGCAGAGAAUGGUUUCACCUGGCGCAGUCACUAUGGCCAUGCAAUCUGCAUCACCUUCACAGCCCUAUGCUGCAAUGGAAAGGCUACGCCCCCCAAAGUGUUGGCCACAGAGAAUAAAAGCAGGACAGCUGGAUGCCUUCUUCCUUUCUGUACUGUACGCUGAACCAGCCAGUAUGACACGCCGAUUCUCCACCGACAUGGCCCUGAAGCUGAUCUUCGAGGAGAGCGAGGUUUCUGAUUGGGAUGAAGACGAGUCGAUUUCAGAAACCGAGGACCACAUCUCAGCGGUUUCAGAAACUGAAAGUGACUUCGAUGACAAAAUUUUGACGUAGAUUUCAUUCCAAGUACAGAGGUAAGACUUUGAUUCCAAUGCAAUACGCUGUCUGUUUGAUAAAAUGUGCUGUGUGAGAUAUUUAGAGCUUGCUCAUUUGUAACCUCUGCUAUCAUUACUGUGGAUUCAGCCUUCCUCGGGUCGAGGAAGGGCUCGCCCAGUCUCCGUUUCGCACGGAGCGCCAUCAGCCCAGCGAGGAGAAGUAAGUAUAUAACAGUGCAAUACGCCGUCUGUUUGAUAAAAUGUGCUGUGUGUGAUAUUUAGAGCUUGCUCAUUUGUAACCUUUGCUAUCAUUACUGUAAUUUCAGCCUUCCUCAGGAGGGAAAAGGAAGAAAAAAACUAAAGGAAUUGUGUCAGUCGAGCGCGUGGCUGAAGGCGUGGAGCAGCAGGGAGAAGCAAGUUACGCUCAUGCAAUAUACAGUCUGUUUGAUACAAUGUGCUCUGUUGGAGAAUUUAUUGUAAUUGUGAUUUAUUAUUUUGAAACUAUUACAGGCUGAGCCAGCUCCUAGAACGUCAGUUGAGGAGGAAAUUCCUGGAGACGUCUUCAUGUCGAAAUCCAGGGAGGUUUCAUGGUCUUUCUACCCAUCAAAGCAGCCACCCCGCCUUGCAGCAAAUGUUAUAACCAUGGAACCAGGGCCAACCACAAUGGCAAUCAGCCAUGUCUCGGACAUCAAGUCCGCUUUCCAUGUGCUAAUGCCGGAUUUGUUCCUCCAAAUCAUCCUGGACUGCACAAACCACGAAGGUAGGCGUGUAUAUAGAGAGAAGUGGAAGGUCAUGGACAUGAUACUUCUGUACGCCUACCUUGGUCUUUUGUACCUGGCUGGAGUCUUCAAAUCCAAUGGAGAGUCCUUGUAUUCCCUGUGGUCAGCGGAAAACGGAAGGGCAAUAUUCAGGUCAACAAUGUCCUUGGACAGAUUCCAAAUAAUUACAAGGGUUUUCCGGUUCGAUAACAGAGACCACCGAGCAGCUCGACGGCAGACAGACAAGCUUGCCGCCAUCCGGACGGUUUGGGACAAGUGGGUGCACUGCCUCCCCCAGCUCUUCAACCCCGGGCCUAAUGUCACUGUUGAUGAGCAGCUGAUGCCGUUUAGGGGCCGCAGCCCAUUCAGGCAAUAUAUGCCAUCUAAACCGUCUAGGUAUGGCAUCAAGAUCUGGGCUGCCUGCGAUGCUGCGACGUCAUACGCAUGGAACCUCCAGGUGUACACCGGGAAACCUGAGGGAGGAGUCCCCGAGCGUAACCACGCGAUGAGAGUUGUCCUGGACCUUUGUGAAAAACUGAAGGGUCACAACAUAACCUGUGACAACUUCUUUACGUCUUACAAGCUGGGACAGGAACUGCUGAAGAGAAAGCUGACCAUGGUGGGAACGAUCCGGAAAAACAAGCCAGAGCCCCACCACAACUGCUGCAGACUAAAGGACAGGCCUAUAAAUUCCUCCUUGUUCAUGUACACGGCUGACACGACCCUGGUCUCAUAUGUUCCAAGGAAGGCAAAGAAUGUGCUGCUGAUGAGCACACUUUAUCGCGAGGGCACAAUCUGUGGCUCAAAACCACAGAUUAUCCUCGACUACAACGCCACAAAAGGAGGGGUGGACAACCUGGACAAGCUGGUCGCUGCCUACACCUGCAAAAGACGGACACUACGCUGGCCCCAGGUCAUCUUCUAUGACAUGUUGGACAUCACAGCAUACAAUGCUUUUGUCCUGUGGCUGGGAGUCAACCCACACUGGAAACCAGGUAAGCUCCAGAGAAGAAGACUGUUCAUGGAGGAGCUGGGAAAGGCCCUGGUGUCACCCUACAUCCAGACCAGGCAGCAUGUUCCAAGAACACCAUACUCUGCGGCAAUCGUGAGGAGGAUUCAGGGGGAGGAUGCUGCUGGCCCAUCCACCAGACCUACAGGCCCACAACCACCAGUGCCUGAGGUAAGUGUGUAAUGUUGUGGCAUAA